GGGGCCGGAGGGUUCCAGGCGGCCCCGCAGCUGGGAGCGUUGCUCCAGGACCCCCCACACACACAACCAAUCCCCCGCCACGCCCGGGGUGCCCCCUCCCGCCAGGCCCUGCCGGACCAGGCGCGGUCUUCUCGCUGUCACCCACCGUCGUCUCGGGCGGGGAUCGGUGCCCCGGAGCUCAAAGCCUGGCGCGCCCCCCUUUCCCCGUCCCCCCCAACUCCCACCUCCCAGUCCCUGGCGGCGAUGAGACAGAGCGGCGCCUCCCAGCCCCUGCUGAUCAACAUGUACCUGCCAGAUCCUGUCGGAGACAGUCUCUUCAAGGAAGGGAAGAGCCCAGGCUGGGGGCCGCUGAGCCCUGCAGUGCAGAAAGGCAGCGGGCAGAUCCAGCUGUGGCAGUUUCUGCUGGAGCUGCUGGCGGACCGCGCGAACGCCGGCUGCAUCGCUUGGGAGGGCGGCCACGGCGAGUUCAAGCUCACCGACCCGGACGAGGUGGCGCGGCGCUGGGGCGAGCGCAAGAGCAAGCCCAAUAUGAACUAUGACAAGCUGAGCCGUGCACUUCGCUACUACUACGACAAAAACAUCAUGAGCAAGGUGCAUGGCAAGCGCUACGCCUACCGCUUCGACUUUCAGGGCCUGGCGCAAGCCUGUCAGCCGCCACCGGCUCACGCCCACGCCGCGGCCGCCGCGGCGGCCGCGGCCGCAGCUGCCCAGGACAGCGCGCUCUACAAGCUACCCGCCGGCCUCGCCCCUCUGCCCUUUCCCGGCCUCUCCAAACUCAACCUCAUGGCCGCCUCAGCUGGCGUAGCGCCAGCAGGCUUCUCCUACUGGCCGGGCCCGGGCUCUGCUGCCACCGCCGCCGCGGCCGCCACCACCGCGGCGCUCUACCCCAGUCCGGGUUUGCAGCCCCCGGCUGGGCCCUUUGGCGCUGUGGCCGCCGCCUCGCACUUGGGGGGGCAUUACCACUAGACUGGGCAGCCGGGAACGCCUCUCCCACACGCCCAGAGCCUCUCCUGGUCCCAGCCACGUUCCCAGGAGGGGACCUGGCGCCCUGUCCAACAUUCCUUUAAGCCAGUUUUACUCCACCUGGGGGAAGGGACCGGAAGGAAGGCUUGUCAAUCUCCCUCUAACACUAGAUUUGCCCUCACCUCACCCCCUAUUCCCUGGUGGAGGACGAUUGCCUCCACCCCUUGACUUUUAUGUUUCUAGGCCUCCAGAUCUCUUGGACUUCCUCUGCCUUUUGUCCCCUCCACUUGCACCUAGGCCGGGCUCCUAUUGCCUCGUUCAUUAUGAACCCUUAAAAAAAAAAUUCCAAAUCUUUUCUGUUUUUCUGUCCUCCACGGAACUGCUCCGCACCCAGCACGGGAAGGCCUUUCGCAGUCCUCCUUUCCAGGAUCUCAGAGGAUUUGGUAAGGGCCACUGGCCCUCAUGACAUACGGCCUCCCUUCCCCCAGACCCCACACUCGGGCAGGAGGGCCCAGUGUGCUUCUGUUCCCGUCUA
Messenger RNA from Nycticebus coucang (slow loris), 1498 nucleotides. It is a transcript of the gene FEV, whose product is annotated as FEV transcription factor, ETS family member. Bases 244 to 966 code for a protein of 240 amino acids. The transcript is spliced from 3 exons. The record is from RefSeq and is a predicted model, not a curated record. Gene Ontology annotation, cellular component: nucleus. Gene Ontology annotation, biological process: regulation of transcription by RNA polymerase II; cell differentiation. Gene Ontology annotation, molecular function: sequence-specific DNA binding; DNA-binding transcription factor activity, RNA polymerase II-specific. Lineage: Eukaryota; Metazoa; Chordata; Mammalia; Primates; Lorisidae.